Molecule: messenger RNA, 1591 nt
Organism: Branchiostoma belcheri (Belcher's lancelet)
Lineage: Eukaryota; Metazoa; Chordata; Leptocardii; Amphioxiformes; Branchiostomatidae
Product: beta-1,3-glucosyltransferase-like
Exons: 14
Coding region: 44-1546 (500 amino acids)
Cellular component (GO): membrane
Molecular function (GO): glycosyltransferase activity
Source: RefSeq, a predicted model, not a curated record
CUGCUUGCUUCCUGUUAUCGUUACUAAGUGCAGCUCGGACAAAAUGGCGGCAGAAGUCAAACUACAUCGCAUAGUUUUCAGGCUUUCGGCGCUAGUUUUAGCUCUGCUUGUAGCCGCUUCUGAGCCGAAAGAUUCUGGUCGGACCGGUCCCGAUGUAGCAGACGACAUAACACGUCAACAACCAGGGGAUUUGGGCAAUAAUAACUUAGGACUACAGGAUGUGGUGUUUAUAAUCCAGAGCCAGAGGUACAGCUACCACGCAAAAAAGGCUCACCAACUCAGAGAAAAUAUCAGGCAGCAAGCUCAAGAUGUGCAACAAGAUCCCCCAACUGUUGUGGUGCUACAUGAGGAGUGGAGAGGCCGUGGGGCUUGGACCAUCUUUCCUUUUCUUCCUAAAAUAUCCCAGUCCUUUGGACAGAAAGCUGCCUGGGUGUUCUUUUGUGAAGAUGACACAGCUGUGAAACUCCUGCCAUUACUAGAUGUGCUCAGGAAGUAUGAUGCCACAAAGGAGUUAUUUCUAGGCCGUGCUCUUGUUGACCAGGAGGCCACCAUCAUCCACCACUUUGCCUUCCAUGAAAAGCCUGGGUCCUUCUCUUACCCAGAUUUCUCUGCAGGCUGGGCCCUCAGCGCUCCGCUACUCAACAGGUUAGCAAAGAGAUGGUCUGAGGAAAGUCACCAGGGUGAAUUUACAAUUGAUCCUAAACAUGAGAUAGCCAUGUACAUCUAUGACAGUGGGAAUGGAGUGAAACUCACUGAUGUCCCCCAGUUCUGUGCAGGUCCACAAAUUGAGGAUGAAACAUCAAAGUGUGUGACAACUUUUCCUUCAGAAUUGCCACAGUGUGGAGAUCCAGUACCACAAGAGAAAGUGUUCUUUGCUGUGAAAACCUGUGAAAAAUAUCACAAGGACAGAGUGCCUGUUGUUCAACAUACAUGGGGGAAGCAAGCCAGGCAUAUAACAUACUACAGUGACAAAGAGGACUCUACCAUUCCAACAGUCACUACAGGGGUGCCAAACACUGAAAGAGGCCACUGUGGGAAGGCCUAUGCCAUCAUGAAACAGUUUCACACUUAUGAAAACCUGAAGAAGAUGGACUGGCUGAUAAUUGCAGAUGAUGACACCUUGCUAAGUGUGCCCAGGUUACUGCGUGUCCUCAGCUGCUAUGACCCUUCCGACCCCAUCUUCUUAGGAGAACGAUAUGGCUAUGGGCUGACACGAGGGGAGGACUCAGGCUAUGCCUAUAUAACAGGAGGGGGAGGAAUGGUGUUGAGUAGAGCAGGUGUGAGAACACUGAUGUUGUCCAGCUGUGGUUGUCCAGCUGAUGACUCCCCAGAUGACAUGAUCCUGGGCAUGUGUUCUGAGAUGACAGGUGUCCAGGUGGUGCACAGUCAGCUGUUUCAUCAGGCUAGACCUGCCGACUAUUCCACAGGAUACCUAUCCCAUCAGCCGCCUGUGUCCUUCCACAAACACUGGAACAAUGACCCUUACAAAGUGUAUAACAAAUACCUGCUGACGGAUGGUGAGAAAUACAAUCACACCGAGCUUUAGAAGGUCUGGUUCUUGUAGACUAAAGCCCCUGUCACAUAUAGCCGA